This is a messenger RNA of Rubroshorea leprosula, 775 nucleotides long. The record is from the annotation of a GenBank genome assembly. NCBI's taxonomy places the organism in Eukaryota, Viridiplantae, Streptophyta, Magnoliopsida, Malvales, Dipterocarpaceae.
UAACCAACAGCAAUCAAUAAAUUUCAUGUUCAUGGCCUCUUCCGAUUAUUUUUAUGCUCCUGCAUCACACAAGUUAAAACCUUCGCCAUAAAUAAAUACAUCAUCGCCGAUCGCAAGAGAAGUUGUGUGAAUCGUUCACCCCUUUCAUCUAGAUAUGGAGGAAAAACACGUUCUGAUACUGCCCUUCCCAGCACAAGGCCACAUCAAGCCCAUGCUAUGCCUAGCAGAGCUCCUCUGCCACGCCGGCCUACAUGUCACCUUCGUCAACACCCACCACAACCACCACCGUUUAAACAACAUCAAAGACCUCUCAACUCGGCACCCUACUCUUUGCUUUGAGUCCAUAUCUGAUGGCUUACCUGAAGAUCAUCCACGUGAUAUCCAACAACACAUCACGGAGCUAAUUAAGUCAAUCCAGAAUGUUACCAAGCCACUUUUUCGAGAUCUGUUGAGAAGUCAACGAUCCAAGGCAUCGCAGCAUCCGGUCAGCAGUGUAAUAACGGAUGGGAUUAUGUCUUUUGCCAUUGAUGCUGCGGAAGAGUUGAAGAUGAAGGUGAUUGUCUUUCGGACUUUCAGUGCUAGUUGUUUAUGGGCUUAUUUCUGCUUACCUAAACUCAUUGAAGAACGGGAGAUUCCUUUUCCAUGUGAGUUUAAAGCAUUUAUUUCUUCAACAUAUAUAAUUGUCUCUUGCUACUUGUCCUUUUGUUUCUCUGUUUCCUUUUUGUUUUUUCUUAUAAUGAGAUAAUGAGUUAUAUAACAAAUGAUGUCCCUUCUC